This is a messenger RNA of Chaetomium strumarium, 1086 nucleotides long. RefSeq lists its product as uncharacterized. Bases 105 to 872 code for a protein of 255 amino acids. NCBI's taxonomy places the organism in Eukaryota, Fungi, Ascomycota, Sordariomycetes, Sordariales, Chaetomiaceae. The record is from RefSeq and is a predicted model, not a curated record. The transcript is spliced from 2 exons.
UGUUACUACACUGUAGGGAAGGAGCAGCCAAGACCUGGCUGCAAGCAGUCGGUCUUACGACAAGCGACUUGGCGUGAUGAUCAUUGCUUUCCUCGACGAGACGCAUGAUUGUUCCAAAAAUGGAUCUAUAUGUAUUUGCGAUGAGUGCCGAGGCACUGAUGGUAGGGAAUGGCAAUCGGAUCGCGAGGCACGUUGCCUCAUCAGGGACAUAUGGUCGGCCGAAUGUUCGUUCCCGUUACAUACCUCAUCUACCGGGGACUUUAACCCGAAGCAGACGGAUAUCUGCCGAACACACCGUACCCAGCGGAGCGUCCCAUAUACCUAUCAUAUACCGUUAUUGCAAGUUAAGGCAGACAAAUGUCUGGCAAUACCUGCAGACGCCGCCGUUUCAGAUCCGAUCAGUCAAGUGCCACCUUGGGGUGUUACACCUGUGUGACUAUCGGGUAUUACAGGCUCUUCAUGCCAUGUCACCCGAAGAGGAUGACUCGAUAUGCCAUGGGUCACACGGUCACACCCCCAUGAGCGGGACGUCGUCGGAUAAUAACAAUCGGGCUGGCCACUUGUUAGCGGCUGAAGACUUCCUUUCCACCCUACACCAUGGAGCUCAAAAGUUCGGGUUUACGUCGUCUUUACGUAAAGGAUGGCAGUUGACGAAAACUGGCCCCUUCUACAUGGCGAAUCAUUCAAGGCACAAAGAGCGGUUGGUUGUUGGAUCCGAAGGCAUCAUUUCAACUUCGAACCAGGGUUUGGUCUAUGUUCUUUCCUCCCUAGUCCAAGCCUUUCGGAUGGACAAGAGUUAUUUCUUGCUGCUGCGGCACAGCAUUCCGCAUCGUCUCCGAGCAGUAACCUAUUGGCCUGUCACGCCGCCAUAGACCGAGACUGUUACGCGAGAUACCGGAAGAAAAGGUAAAGCUGGACCAGACACACUAUAUUCGCUGUCUACAAUUCCCGUGCACAGCAAAACAAGGAGCAGGUAUCGGGUUAUCCAGUCGCUGCCAAGCAACCCAUACUACGCGUCAUACUCCUCACCCGGUUUGCCACAGACCCCCUUUUCGCCGACGAGAAGGAGACUACUAGUAUAAGACC